Messenger RNA from Umbelopsis ramanniana AG, 619 nucleotides. RefSeq lists its product as uncharacterized. Bases 136 to 444 code for a protein of 102 amino acids. NCBI's taxonomy places the organism in Eukaryota, Fungi, Mucoromycota, Umbelopsidomycetes, Umbelopsidales, Umbelopsidaceae. The record is from RefSeq and is a predicted model, not a curated record. The transcript has a single exon.
UCGCGCGGUAAUUAAGGGGUAGACGGCUUGGCACCAUGUCUCUCUGUCGCAUUCUAUGGCGAAAAUAGCCAAAAAUAUCAGCAUAAUUAUAACCAACCGUGUCAUUUCAGACGUGCAUAUCGGCGUUGGAGCUGCAUGUUAGCAUCUAGCCAAGCUUGGUUUGGCUUGUACCUGGUAAUCGCAAAUGCAGCGUACACCACUCACAUUGUAUGUUAUGAGUCUCCCCAUAAUUCAUCUAGGGUAAAGCACCGAAGGCGACAUUCUGGAAAGAUUUGCCACCUGGAUUGUAUUCUUAGAUGUUGCCAAUCUUGUACUGUUUUGGAGAUCCUGGUAAUGAUCGACAUAACCUGCACAUUGGUUGACGUGUCGUUUUAUUUUUAUACACCGGAAAACCCUAUAGUUGCAGUAGGCGACUACGUGUUGUUGGCAUUUGCAAGAAAUUGAGAUAUACAGCGGAUACAAUUGGCAUUGAGCUGUGUACAUUUGAAGGAUAGUGGUAAGCGUGGCUGCCCUGAGUGCCUAACUGACCGAUGCGAUAUGCAUUCAUGUUAUCAAUCAUUCGUCUCGCUUUGAUUCGUUGUUUAAUGAAGCUCGUGUCACCUCAUUGCUUUUAAUUAUG